AUGGCUGCGCCGACCCAGCCUGAGCAGACCAAUGCUCUGAACAUCUACAUUCUCACGUAUAACUGUGCCCGAACUCUCGUCAAUCCCAGCAUAUUUGCACCGCACCUGUUCCACGGUCUUCCGGCCAACAGCCUCUCACCGGAGUUCCUUGUCAUCUGCUUACAAGAGUUCGCGCCCAUUAGUUACGCGUUCUUGGGCGGAUCCUUCAUAACGCCUUACUUCAACGCCUGGCGGCAUAUCGUUAGACUCGCUUCGACUUCGAAAGAUCACAGCUAUGUCAACGUGAUAAGCCGCAAUGUGGGGAUGACGGGGAUCAUGGUGUUUGCAAGGGAUGAUGUUGCGGAUCACGUGAAAUGGCUGAAGACAGCUGGGGUUGGUGUUGGCUUUAGUGAAAUGGGCAACAAAGGCGCGGUUGCCUUGAGGAUAGGCUAUCAAUCGCCUGGUAUGGCAAGCGAAGUCGAGUUCACCUUUGUGUCUGCUCAUCUGGCGCCAAUGGAGGACGGCCUGGAGCGGCGUAACGAGGAUUACAAAAACAUUGUGAGGAGGCUGGUGUUCGUCCCGGAUUCCAGCAGCAAGAAGCCCGUGUCAAGAGAUGAGGAAGAUGAAGAUGCCCCUCUGCUACAGGGCAAUGAUCCGUCGCAGCAAGUCGAUGAGGCCUUUGAAAGCGGCAUGUAUGCUUCAUCGUCACAUCUGUUCUUUGCUGGGGACCUCAACUAUCGGACGUCACUGCUUCGGCCGUCGCCGCAAGACGUGGAUGAGAAAUUCCCGCACCCCACCACCAACGAGGCUGACCCAAAGCACUUUCAGCAGCUCCUCGCAGAAGACCAACUUACUCAGCAGGUCAAGGCUGGAAAGACCCUGCACGGCUUGUCGGAAGCACCAAUCACCUUCCCACCCACCUACAAGUACCACACUGACGGGAGCAAGGCUGUCAUCUUCGCCAAUGGAGAAGAGGAGGAUCGACAACACUGGAGCUGGGCGCGUCAUCGCUGGCCGUCCUGGUGUGAUAGAAUCUUCUUCUGGAACGAUCGUGGAAGUAGCGGUGACGUCAAGGUGACUCCGCAGAAGUACACGUGUCUACCAUUGUUUGCAACCUCGGAUCAUCGUCCAGUAGUGCUGGCUGCUACGGUACCUUUGAAGGCGUUGGCGAACGCAGGGCAGGGGGGUGAGGGUGGACGUGGCCCCACGGCAGCACCAUUCGAUAUCGACCCGGACUGGAGGAGCAGACGAGCUCAGGCACGCAGAAAAGAGCUUGCCGUGGGUCUUAUGGCUUACCUGGCACUGACAUGGGAGGGAAACGGAUUGUUGUUGGCGACGACGAUUGGUGCAAUUGGAGGGUGGUUGAUUAUCAGAUCUCUCCUCACCGGAUGA
Molecule: messenger RNA, 1371 nt
Organism: Cladophialophora carrionii CBS 160.54
Lineage: Eukaryota; Fungi; Ascomycota; Eurotiomycetes; Chaetothyriales; Herpotrichiellaceae
Exons: 1
Coding region: 1-1371 (456 amino acids)
Biological process (GO): phosphatidylinositol dephosphorylation
Molecular function (GO): phosphatidylinositol-4,5-bisphosphate 5-phosphatase activity
Source: RefSeq, a predicted model, not a curated record